Molecule: messenger RNA, 543 nt
Organism: Abrus precatorius (Indian licorice)
Lineage: Eukaryota; Viridiplantae; Streptophyta; Magnoliopsida; Fabales; Fabaceae
Exons: 1
Coding region: 1-543 (180 amino acids)
Source: RefSeq, a predicted model, not a curated record
AUGGCAAGUAGACCAAGACACAAUGACACAACUCUCGAAGCUAUUAGGAAUAUGGUGGACACUACCACCCAAUUAGUAGCUAAAAUGAGAAAAAGAAAUGCUAGAAAUGAGCCAAGUGCAUUGGCUGAAUUUCAACGAAACCACCCACCUGUGUUUAAGAGAGGUUAUGACCCUGAUGGAGCAAAGUUGUGGCUCCAGAAGCUGGAGAAAAUAUUUACUAUUAUGGAAUGCCCUAAUAUGCAGAAGGUUACAUUGUCUGUUUUUAUGUUGGAAGGAGAGGUUGAGAACUGGUGGCACGGAACUCAACAAUUGAUGAUGGUGGCAGGGGAGGUAGUAACAUGGGAAGCUUUUCAGAGGAAGUUUUUGGAAAAGUAUUUUCCAGAAAAUGUCAGGAGGGCAAAAGAGACAGAAUUCAUGUACCUUAGACAGGGAAAUAUGACUGUAGGUGAGUAUGCUGCUAAAUUUGAGGCAUUAUCUGAGUAUGCUACAUAUUAUCAGCAUCACCCUGACGCUCAGUGGAAGUGCCAAAAAUUUGAGGUAUAA